Molecule: messenger RNA, 783 nt
Organism: Scomber japonicus (chub mackerel)
Lineage: Eukaryota; Metazoa; Chordata; Actinopteri; Scombriformes; Scombridae
Product: cdc42 effector protein 3
Exons: 2
Coding region: 199-783 (194 amino acids)
Source: RefSeq, a predicted model, not a curated record
AUGAGACGCAACCUACUUUCCUGACAGAGACGUGUGUGCAAGUGUGGGAUUCAAAUAUCCAGUAUUUUCUCAGGAAGACAGAUGGCAUUAUGUUUUUAAUAUUGACCACUUCCUAAGGAUUUAUAGUCAAACAAAGGAGGAAAUACAAAGGAUAAUACAAAAAGAACAUUUAAGCCUACAUUAAAAAGAUCUGCCAAGAUGCCACUUCGAACAUCCUUGUACAGAAAACCAUCCUCUGCUCGUUGGUCCAGCAGAAACUCAAAACGCAGAGAGGUGCUGUCUGUCAAUAUGAUCAGUCUACCACUGGCUGACUUCCGACACAUCUCACAUAUUGGAAACAAUGCUCAUACAGACAGCUUUGGAGACCUGUCCUUCCUAAAGAUGGGCCACAAUCUGCUUCUACAAAGCUCCCAGAGUGAGCAGAACCUCUUUCUGGCCUGCACUCCUCCACCCAAACCCCCUCGUCUGAAUUUGGAUGAGGCAGAUGGUUCAGAGAGUCCUGACUGGUCAGUGGGCCAUCAGCACAAUGCCCCACAGAAGAGGAAGAAAUGCAGUUCUAUGCCACUGCUCGAUGACGUCAGAGAUAUGGAAAAGGAGGAUGGGUACCAAAGAGGGAAUCAGACACACAGCUUUGGACGGGGCAGCCUGAGUUCAGACAGGGAUGGAGACUCCACUGACAAACCUGCUGGACAGCAAAGGGAGGAGGACAGUGGCUUUUCCUUUAGCCUUGACCUGGGUCCUUCAAUCCUGGAUGAUGUUCUCCAGGUGAUGGACAAACAAUAA